CCGGCUUCUCCUGACGCCCCGGGGCACCCGCGUCCAGCAGCCAGAGAUGAGACCGCCAGGUGCGCCGCCGCCGCCUCCGCUGCUGCUGCUGCUUCCGUUAUUGCUGCUGGCGCCUUGCUGUCAAGCGGUCGGCAGGCAGCCGGAGCAGAUUCACCUGUCCUUCACCCGCGACAUCACUGCAGUGACGGUCACCUAUAGCACGGCCGACGAGUGGGAGACGGUGGUGCGGUACGGCCGGGCCCAGCUGGACUCACAGAAUACCGGUUUCUCGACACUUUUUGUGCAGGGGGCCGAUCACCACCAGCAGUACAUUCACCGCGUGAACCUGACGGGUCUGGAGCCCGGUGAGCAGUACUCGUACCAAGUGAGCGGUCCCGAAGGCUGGUCAGACGUCUUCCAGUUCACGGCCAUGAAGCCCGGCAUCGACUGGAGUCCACGGCUUGUCGUCUACGGCGAUCUCGGCUCCGUGAACGCUCGCUCGCUGCCGCAACUGGAGGAGGACACGCAGAAGGGCCUGUAUGACGCCGCGCUUCACGUGGGCGACUUCGCCUAUGACAUGGACAGCCAUCAGGGCGAGGUGAGCGACCAGUUCAUGCGGCAGAUCCAGCCCAUCGCCGCCCGUUUGCCGUACAUGACGUGCCCCGGCAACCACGAGCAGGCCGGCAACUUCUCCAAUUACAAGAACAGGUUCAGCAUGCCUGGAGAGGCGGAGAGCAUGUUCUUCAGCUUUGACAUGGGUCCCGUCCACUUUGUGGCCGUGUCCUCAGAGUUCUACUAUUAUACCAGCUAUGGCUAUGGACAGGCUGUCAACCAAAUCAACUGGAUGAAAGCAGAUUUGCGGAUGGCGAGCGAACCAUCGGCGCGCGCUCAGAGACCCUGGAUCGUGGUGUACGGCCACCGUCCCAUGUACUGCACCAACCUCAACCAGGACGACUGCACCAAGGCGCACGACCUUCUCAGGGUCGGCAUACCGGAGCGCAACAUCCCCGGCAUGGAGGACCUGUUGAUGGAGUACGGCGUCGACCUGGCCAUCUGGGCACACGAGCACUCGUACGAGCGGCUCUGGCCCAUUUACAACUACACCGUCUACAAAGGCACUGUUGACCAGCCGUACCUCAACCCCGGCGCCCCGGUACACAUCACCACCGGCUCGGCGGGCUGCGAUGAGAACCACAACCCGUUCUGGCCUUUCCGGGCGCCAUGGAGUGCCUUCCGCAGCAUCCACUAUGGCUACACGCGUAUGACGUUCCACAACGGCUCCCACAUGUCCAUGGAGCAGGUCUCGGUGGAUGGGACGGGCGGCGUCAUCGACUCCAUCGAUGUGGUGAAGGAGGUCCACCGGCCCUUCAGCCAGCUGACCAGGACACCGCGUGGCUAUCUGUAACCACCAGUCGGUACGAGAAGGCUCGGAUCGCUCUCACCUGGCGGUGGAGAGCCAAAGAAGAACGCAGACACGACUACGACGCUGUGGGUCCAUUCUGGAUGACGUGUAAACGGCGAGCGGAUUGUGCUAUGUACCUCGCAACGUACGUCUGUCAUUAAAA
Messenger RNA from Pollicipes pollicipes, 1544 nucleotides. RefSeq names its product acid phosphatase type 7. The record is from RefSeq and is a predicted model, not a curated record. NCBI's taxonomy places the organism in Eukaryota, Metazoa, Arthropoda, Thecostraca, Pollicipedomorpha, Pollicipedidae. The transcript has 8 exons. The coding region runs from base 47 to 1384 and encodes 445 amino acids. Gene Ontology annotation, molecular function: metal ion binding; acid phosphatase activity.